AUGGUCCAACUGCCGGGUUUUGCUCAUCCUUCAUAUCCAAAUCAUGUUUGUAAGCUCCAUCGCUCUCUUUAUGGCCUUCGCCAAUCUCCAAGAGCCUGGUUUACAACAUUGCGAGAUUCUCUUCUCGCUCAGGGAUUCACAGAAUUGAAAGCUGAUGCUUCGCUCUUCAUAUAUCACACAUCAUCGGAUAUCACCCUCAUUCUGGUGUCUGUGGACGACAUCAUCAUUACUGGAUCAAAUGCUUCCAUGAUCCAGUCCAUUAUUGGUCGCCUCUCCAAUGAAUUUUCUUUACAUGAUCUCGGCCCACUUCACUUCUUUCUUGGCAUUCAAUGUACACAGACAUCUACUGAUCUUCAUCUUUCUCAAUCUCAAUAUGCUUAUGAGAUUCUCAAGCACACAAAGAUGACCGAAGCCAACCCAUGUUCCACACCGAUGGCCACCAGUACCAAGCUUGUUGCAGAUCCUUCCUCACCCUUUGAGGAUCCCUCUCUGUUUCGUAGCACUGUAGGUGCCCUUCAAUAUCUUACAGUGACACGACCUGAUCUAGCCUACUCCAUGAACAAAGUAUCACAGUUUAUGUCUCAACCAUCUAUAUCUCAUUGGGUCACUGUUAAGCGCAUCCUGCGCUACGUCAAACACACCCUUCAUUUGGGUCUCACUAUUACCAAGAGUUCAACAUUUCAAUUACAUGGUUUUAGUGACUCCGACUGGGCUGAGUCGAGCAUGAGGUGGCAGCAUGUCGGAUUCGUCAUCGGCCGGAUGUCGAUCGUUUUGAAUACUUGUGACAACCCAGAACUUGUUAUCCAAUUUCAAGCCCUAUCUGGAGAUCGGCUCACUGAGGACAUCAUGUCACUACCUGUACCUGGUUUGCUGGCAGAACCUAGAGAUCCUACAACGACUACUAGUAAGGAAACACCAUCAUUACUGACCCGUUCAACAUCUUCAAUUUUGCUUUCUCCACCGGCCGACAGUGACAGAAACUACUCCGUCAAUUGUUCGAGAGAGCUCUUCGGUUGCACCUUCGAAACUGCAACUGCUAUAUAUCUUCAGUUAUAA
Molecule: messenger RNA, 1056 nt
Organism: Nelumbo nucifera (sacred lotus)
Lineage: Eukaryota; Viridiplantae; Streptophyta; Magnoliopsida; Proteales; Nelumbonaceae
Source: RefSeq, a predicted model, not a curated record